This is a messenger RNA of Medicago truncatula (barrel medic), 1878 nucleotides long. Its product is annotated as sphingosine kinase 1. Gene Ontology annotation, cellular component: membrane; intracellular membrane-bounded organelle; cytoplasm. Gene Ontology annotation, molecular function: lipid kinase activity. Gene Ontology annotation, biological process: phosphorylation; sphingosine biosynthetic process. The transcript is spliced from 10 exons. The coding region runs from base 225 to 1679 and encodes 484 amino acids. The record is from RefSeq and is a predicted model, not a curated record. Lineage: Eukaryota; Viridiplantae; Streptophyta; Magnoliopsida; Fabales; Fabaceae.
AAAAAAAAAUAUAAUCAAAAUUAGUAAACACAUUUCAUGUUAAUGUUUAGUGCUUUCUUAGUUUCAUUCUCCAUCAUUGUGAAAACCAUAUUCUAUAAUCUAUAUAGUAUAGUAUUAAUAAUUAUUUAUAAUUUGUAAUCGUAAUUAUCUCCGAGACGUGAAAACCGGAUUUCAUUUACUGAACCGGGUUUCCGGCUGAGAUUGGUGGGGUCCACUUUCCGGAGAUGGAUCGUCCUUUAUUUUCGGACCGAGUAACCGUCAACGGCACGGUAACGCCGUUAGCUCUUCUCACCGACGGAAGGCUAUGGUGGUCGGAAGGAAUUCAACGGUGUCUCUCCGUUGAAAAAGAGGUUCUCGGAUUCGUCUCUAGUGGUUCAUACAUCAAACUCAAGACUCUUGUGGAAGCUCGUGACGGUUGUUGCACCACCGGUGAAGCUGGCAGACUCGUUCGUAACGACGUCGUUUUUAAACCCUCGUCGGAGGAAAAUCUUAGGCUUUGGUGUCUGAAGCUUCAUGAAUUCAUUGAUUCUCUUGGUCGACCGAAGAAAUUGCUUGUUUUUGUGAAUCCAUUUGGUGGGAAGAAAUGUGCUGUCAAGAUUUUUGCUGAACAAGUGAAACCUCUUUUUGAUGAUGCUCAAAUUCAACUCACUAUACAAGAAACUAAACAUCAGCUACAUGCCAAAGAGGUUGCUCGUUCGUUGGAUAUUUCAAAGCACGAUGGAAUUGUUUGUAUUAGUGGAGAUGGAAUUUUGGUUGAGGUUGUAAAUGGGCUUCUUCAAAGAGAGGAUUGGGAUACAGCAAUAAAGACACCCCUUGGAAUAGUUCCUGCAGGUACUGGAAAUGGCAUGGCAAAAUCUCUGCUUGAUUCAGUUGGUGAUCCUUGCGCAAUAGCCAAUGCCGUUCUUGCCAUCAUUCGAGGCCAUAAGCGACAGCUUGAUGUGGCUACCAUCACACAAGGGGAAACCAGAUUUUUCAGUAUAUUGAUGUUGGCAUGGGGUCUAAUUGCUGAUAUUGACAUCGAGUCUGAAAAGUAUCGGUGGAUGGGAAGUGCUCGUCUAGAUUUUUAUGCUGUCUGCCGACUCUUCAAUUUGAGGCUAUACAAUGGAUCUGUUUCUUUUGUGCCUGCACCAGGGUUUGAGUCUUACGGGGAGUCCACUAGUUACCCAGGCAAAUCUACUAUUAGAGGGAACAGUAGCGAUCCAAGUGAAGGGGAACAUGUUAAUUUGCAAACACUUUGUUAUCAAGGACCUGAAAUAGACUUGGAAAAUAUGAAUUGGAGAGUUAUAAAUGGACCCUUUAUUAGUGUCUGGGUUCACAAUGUUCCUUGGGGUGCUGAAGACACAAUGGCAGCACCUGAUGCAAAGUUCUCCGACGGUUAUCUGGACUUGAUCAUUACGAUGAAUUGCCCGAAGUUACAUUUGUUGUCAAUGAUGUCAGAGCUGAAUAAGGGAGGACACGUGAAAUCUCCGUAUGUCACGUACCUAAAGGUGAAAGCUUUCAGCUUGGAACCUGGUACACGCACCAAGGACCUAGAGAAGGAAGGGAUCAUAGAUUCAGAUGGUGAGGUUUUGGCAAGAGGGAGAGGGACCUACAAGUGUGAGCAGAAGGCUUUGAUGGCCUAUGAUAAAUUGCAGAUAACAGUGGAUAAAGGUUUAGCUACACUUUUUACCCCUAUGUAAUACUCUUGGUUAAUUAUUUUCUCGGGCACAAUCCACACCACGCAAUAUUGUACACACACACACACACAAUACAAAUACAUGUUUGUAUCAACAGAACCUUCCUGUACAGCAUCAAAUAUAUUGAAUAGCAAGUUUCCUUUGUAACACCAAAUUAUUGGCGGUUAAAUUUUGAAUUAUUAAUACGGAAAUUAUAUUAUCA